AUGGGUUCCGAUCUUGGCAAAAAGAGGAAGUUCAAGGAUGGAAAGAGCGUCAAGGCCGACCCAAUUGGCACUGCGUCCCAGGGUAAAAGGCUGAAGAGGGACCCGACGCCCGACGAGAGCGACAGCGAGACCAACGAUGCCACAAGCGAUCUUGAAGCUGGAGAUGCUAGCCUUAGCGGCAGUGGAUCUCAGGCUGGAGAUACAGAAUCACUUCACGGCGCAUCCGGGGCCCAGGAUUCGUCUGUUGAACUUGACAGCGCUGCGAACGGAGAGGGGUCGUUAUUGGGUCCCUCAGUAUCGACCGAUGCGCAGUCGUUCGCAGAGCUGAAGCUCUCCGACAAGACAAUGGCGGCAAUUGCUGAUAUGGGGUUCACCACAAUGACGGAGAUCCAGCGGAGAGGCAUCCCUCCUCUAUUAGCUGGGAAGGACGUUUUAGGGGCAGCCAAGACGGGUUCCGGCAAGACCCUCGCAUUCCUUAUUCCCGCCAUUGAGAUGCUCAGCUCUUUACGAUUCAAGCCCAGGAACGGCACCGGCGCGAUCGUUGUCACACCUACACGGGAGUUGGCACUGCAGAUUUUCGGUGUUGCGCGGGAGUUGAUGAAGAACCACUCCCAAACAUACGGUGUGGUCAUAGGAGGUGCGAACAUUGGGGCGGAACGGGCCAAGCUAGGGAAGGGAGUCAAUCUUUUGAUCGCAACCCCAGGACGGCUACUCGACCAUCUCCGGAAUACGCCUUUCGUUUUCAAGAACCUCAAGACCCUAGUCAUCGACGAAGCGGACCGAAUAUUGGAGACUGGUUUCGAGGACGAGAUGCGUCAGAUCGUCAAUAUUUUGCCCAAGGAUAACCGCCAAACCAUGCUUUUCUCGGCCACACAGACAACCAAGGUCGAGGACCUCGCUAGGAUAUCGCUCCGCCCCGGGCCUCUCUAUAUCAACGUCGAUGAGCAAAAACAGUUCAGCACCGUUGAAGGACUUGACCAGGGUUAUGUGGUGGUGGACGCUGACAAGCGCUUCCUAUUGCUAUUUUCUUUCCUUAAGAAGAUGGCCAAGAAGAAGAUCAUUGUCUUCUUGUCCUCUUGCAACUCCGUCAAGUACUACAGCGAGCUGCUGCAGUACAUCGACCUCCAGGUCCUUGAUCUCCACGGGAAGCAGAAACAGCAAAAACGUACCAAUACCUUCUUUGAGUUCUGCAACGCUAAGCAGGGAACCUUGGUCUGUACCGACGUCGCCGCCCGUGGCCUUGACAUUCCUCAGGUCGACUGGAUUGUCCAGUUCGACCCGCCUGAUGACCCCCGCGAUUACAUCCAUCGCGUCGGCCGGACUGCCAGAGGCAGCAAUACCAAGGGCCGCUCAUUGCUCUUCCUUCAGCCUUGCGAGUUGGGGUUCCUCGCCCACCUCAAGGCUGCCAAGGUGCCGGUUGUUGAAUAUGACUUCCCCAAGAACAAGAUUCUCAACGUCCAGUCGCAGUUAGAGAAACUCAUCGGGAGCAACUAUUAUUUGAACCAGAGCGCGAAGGAAGGAUACCGUUCCUACCUCCACGCAUAUGCGUCUCAUAGCCUUCGGAGUGUCUUUGAUGUCCACAAACUCGACCUGGUCAAGGUUGCCAAGGGUUUUGGAUUCUCUACACCGCCCAGAGUCGACAUCACCCUCGCAGCAGGAAUGAGCAGGGACAAGAAACCUCAAGCUAGGAGGGCAUACGGCAGCCAGCCACGGCAAAAUGGCCACCAGCGCAGGUAA
Molecule: messenger RNA, 1737 nt
Organism: Dichotomopilus funicola
Lineage: Eukaryota; Fungi; Ascomycota; Sordariomycetes; Sordariales; Chaetomiaceae
Product: P-loop containing nucleoside triphosphate hydrolase protein
Exons: 4
Coding region: 1-1737 (578 amino acids)
Biological process (GO): maturation of LSU-rRNA from tricistronic rRNA transcript (SSU-rRNA, 5.8S rRNA, LSU-rRNA)
Cellular component (GO): nucleolus
Molecular function (GO): ATP binding; RNA helicase activity; nucleic acid binding
Source: RefSeq, a predicted model, not a curated record